This is a messenger RNA of Ctenopharyngodon idella (grass carp), 2641 nucleotides long. RefSeq lists its product as uncharacterized. Gene Ontology annotation, molecular function: GTP binding. The transcript is spliced from 3 exons. The coding region runs from base 278 to 976 and encodes 232 amino acids. Lineage: Eukaryota; Metazoa; Chordata; Actinopteri; Cypriniformes; Xenocyprididae. The record is from RefSeq and is a predicted model, not a curated record.
UCUGUAUUCAGUGUGUGAAGCUGGUUAGAUCAGAAAGCAUCAGUUUCUGUGUUUGAUGUGAGAUCAUGUGAGUUUGGUCAGUGUUAUAUAGGGUGCCUGAUCUAACGGGUAACAGCAGUGAGGAGGAGCAUGAGAAAGUGAAAGUAAAACUAAACUCAACAGCUCGGGGUUUUCCUGAACCACGUGGCAUAUAAAUAGCUUGAUUUAUUAAUGUUUACUGUAUUUGUUUUCUAAAAAUCUUUAUAUUGAACACGUAAACUGUCUGGAUUCACUAAAGAUGGCAGAGGGACCUUCAUCUCCUACAGAGAUGUCAGAGAUCAGCUCUAGUCCAGAUGAUCCAGUGAUCCGGGUUCUUCUGAUAGGCAGAAAGUCUUCUGGGAAAAGCUCAUCAGGAAACACUAUAUUGGGAGAAACAAGGUUUAAAGAGCAUGUGUCUGAAGUGUGUGAUGGUAAAACACAGAUUGGAGAGAAGCAGGUGUGUGUGACUAUUUCUCCAGAUCUGAAUAAAGAGAAGCUGGAGAUGCUGAAAGAGCAGCUGGUCUCUGGAUGUUCAGCAGGUCUCAGUUCAGUUCUGCUCACCGUUCCUCUAGAGGAACCUGUGGGAAAUGAGGAAGAGAUCCUGUAUUAUAUUAAAGAUGUAUUUGGUCCUGAAGUUCAGAAGUACAUCAUGAUUCUGUUCACACAUGGAGAUGAGCUGGAGGAUCUGGAACAGACCACUGAUGAACAUCUAAAACAGAAAGAUCGUGCUGAUCUCCAGCGACUGUUGACUGAAUGUGGAGGAAGAUUUUACUGUUUCAAUAUCCAGAGUAAAUCAGAUGGUCAGAUACAAGGACUACUGCAGAAGAUUGAAGGAAUAAUGAUGGAGAACGGAGGGAAAUUUAUCAUGAAACGAAUGAAGAGGAGCAACAGCAAAGUCAAUAUUGUCAAUUUUUCAGAAGAGUCUCCAGCUGAAGAUCCAGAUUCAUCAGGUUCCUGAGAGGAAAGAUCAGAUCAGGCUGGUUCUGCUGGGAAAACAGGAUCUGGAAUAAGAGCCACUGGAAACACCUCGGCAGAAACGUGAUGCCGAUCAUGACAAACAAAUGCCUAAUUAAACACUUCAAAAUACUGGAAUAAACUAAACUCAUCUGAACUGAAGUAUCUGUUUGAAGAGAAAAACAUAAACUGUUUAUUUUCUGAGUAUUGAGAAUCACAAACUCUUUGAUGACCCAUCAAGACAAAAGCCCAGCUAUAAAGUAAAAACUGUUAAAUAAAUGCUGUUACAUACUAUUAAUCCAACAUCAGAUUUAAGACAGGCAUUUUUUCAUUACCAUGACAGUCUUUGUUUAAUGUUCUGUGGUUCAAGUAAAAUAUUAUUAAUGUGUUUUUAAAAACCCAAAACCAGCUGGAAACAUUUCUUGCUUCUUUAUAGUUGCAAAUGAAAUGAAAUAAAAAAAAAAAAAAACAAAGUAAAAAAUGUUGUUUUUUUUGUUUGUUUUUUUAACCCAACCGUUAGGUUAAACAUAUUUGGUCACAGUGUUGAGUUAUUUUCUAAAAAUGUUAUGUCAUUUUUUAACAUUGUUGGGUUAUUAUUAGUAAUAAACCAACUGUUGGGUUAAAUACAGUUUCUGCAGUGACGGUUCAAAAUUUAAAGUCCCAGUGACAGUCAACGGAAAGAUGUACUAUUACCUUAUGGAGGUGAUAAACUAUGCCUAGUCUGAAAUAACUAUCUAGCAUUACGCUUGUUUUACGGUAUUCGUGAUAGUCUUUCAGAUAUUUUUUUUCAGCUGUAGCUUUUUUCCUACAGGUGCAACUACAUUUAGUUAAAGAUUGCACUACAGAGCACUCCAAAUUUGGAACGAAAGAGCGCUACUCAUUUAAACCGUACCGCACAGACCGUUUACCAGCUUGCAGCUCAGACAUCGUUCACAUGACACCACAACAGUGCUGUGAGAUCCAGUGUGUUUGAAUUAGCUGAAAUCUCUGUUGGAAGAUGAAAGUGUGCAGAUAUUAUCAACAGCACUGACGUGGAAAACAGGAGAAACAUUGUGCAACCAAUUAAUGAUUAGUUCACAAUUAGUUAACAACAGUUCCCAUAGGGAACUAUACUCUCAUAUACUCUCACAGGCGCAAUGAUAUUACGCAGCGUCUCUCACAAAUGUCUCCAUGAUUGCAAGGCACUCCCUGUGCAAGCAGGGGGUCACAGGCGCUGUGUAAUAUCAUUGCGCCUGCUGCACUCAUGGUACGGCAGCAAAGUUCCUUGAUUAUUACGCCAGAAUGAGAGUAUAGUUCCUAGCCAUAUCGGCCUAGAAAAUCAUAACUUUUCAUUUUCCUUCGGUCUUAGUACACGAUGUAACUACAGAAGAGUCAAGAUUUAAAUAGGAAAAAUAUUGAAACUCUUUGGUCAUUUUUGAGCGAGAUGCUAACGGUCUAAUCAGAUUCAAUGAACUAUGCUAAGCUAUGCUAAAAGUGGUUUUCCCGCCAUUAUCUAUCACCAUGGACACUAACAUGAUCAUUCACAGCUGUAUGUCAUUUUAGUUAAUCAUCUGAGUAUUUAAGUUCCUGUCUUCCCUAUGUUCAUUGUCCGGUCUCGUAUAUCCUGUGUUGUGUUGCGUUCCUGCCUGUACCUGUUGGAUUUCCUAAGUAAAGACUUAUUUGAAUCUAA